CAGGAGUGUAUUUUUGGCUUUCCUUUUAACGUGGGCUGCCACUUUGUCCCCAAGAGGAUUUUGAGCGGAACCCGGUGAUGGCUGCCCAGCUGGGGCACAGCACUGAACGCAGCUUGGAUGGAGCACUGGACACAGCUCCUUCUCGCUCAGAAGUUCAAGGCGCAGCCCGAAUCACGUAGGACACAGUCCCGCUCCUCUGCUGGGCUCAGUGUGCCCUGGCGGGCACAGCAGUGGGAGCAGCAGGCUUCAAAAUCCACCUACAGAGGGGCUCCCCAGCUCUGCCUCAGCCCUCACGGCUUGCUGGGCAGGCGAGGAACGGCCUUGUGACAUCACAGAGCCUUGUGUGACAUCAGCCCAUGACUUGUCACAUCGGCAACCCUUUCAAGCGCAGACACUUGCAAUCGCGGCCACUCGCUCCUGGACGUCACUGCCUGAACUCUGCUCAGGGUGACAGCCCGAGUGAGCUCGUGCAUGGAAAUUUUUUCUUCCUUGAGAGAGACCACAAUGAAGCUCAGCCUGCUUCUGUCCCUCACCGUUGCUGUCUACAUGGUGCCUCUGUUCCCCACUGGCCUUGGCCUUUGCAUCUACCCUGACCGUGUCAUAGCCAAUGGAGGAGAUCUUCCUGAAGAGCGGAAGCCCGUUGGCGCUGAGAGCAUGGCCGCCGAAUGGAGCAGCACCAUCAGCCUUCACAACCCUCAGAGCUGGCUGAGGGUCAGGAUGGCCGUCGUUCCCGAGGGCCGGAAGCAACGGUCCGUUGUUACCGAGAGGAUGGCCGCCAAAUGGAGCAGCACCAUCAGCCUUCACAACCCCCAGAGCUGGGUGAGGGUCAGGAUGGCCGUCGUUCCCGAGGGCCGGAAGCAAUGGUCCGUUGUUACCGAGAGGAUGGCCGCCAAAUGGAGCAGCACCAUUGGCCUUCACAACCCCCAGAGCUGGGUGAGGGUCAGGAUGGCUGUCGUUCCUGAGGGCCGGAAGCAACAGCCCAUUGGCACAGAGAGCAUGGCCUCUGACCUGCCCUACCCUCUGGGCCAGCUUUGGGACAAACUUGCCCAGGAGGACAUGGCCUGGCUGCUUUGCAGGGCCUGUCAGACCGUGUGGCUGCUCUGCAUGGCUUGGAUUGUGGUUGGCCUCUGGAGAAAUGUGAAGAGACCCCAAGCACAGGUGAGCAAUGGAGAUCAGUCACACAGGAAGGGUCCGGGUUGUGGGGAGCAGGGGACCGCAACAGCCUUGGCCAGGAAGGCUUGCAAUGAGAAAACCAAACCCAGUGCGGGCAAGAAAGCCUCAGCAGGCCCCGAGAGAUCCUCUGCCUCUUUCCCUGGGACACGCCAAGCCGCAGGGCUCAAGCCCUCCGGGAGCCCCCAGCACAACAUGGGCCCAGGCGGAGGUUUCCUCAGCCCAACGUGCUGCCGCGAGCAGUCCUGCGAGGCUGGAGGUCUUCCAGAGGAAGCCAAGCCCAGCAGGACACUUGUCCGCCACCCAAGCUCCCGCCUGCUUCACUGUGCCUCCUGCACUGUCAUUUCCAGGGAAGGGGACGGACGGCCUCGUCUACCAUGGGGACAGACUGCCAGCAACAGUGCAUCUUCUGCAAAUACGACAUGCUGAGCUGGCUGGAAGCCAACAUCGCCCUGCUGGUCAGGUGCCAGAGGUUUAUCUACCACCUCCACCUGCAAGAGGUGCGGCACCGGCACUGCAAGAAGAAGUCAUGGCAAAAAGGGUGACAGCAGCCAGCUGGUGCGUCAGGACGUGCCUCAGCCCACCGAAGGCUCCUGGGCUGAGGGCACCUCCAUGGACUACAACCUCUCCUGCUGGCUGGAGGCCAUUAUCGCCCUGAUGAUCGCAUUCCUGUGCCCAGCAGGCACAACAGCUAAUGGGCGUUUGGCAACCCUCUGGUGAGGACCUCUGCAGAGGGUCCCCUUCUCCACCCUCCCAACGGUGCU
Messenger RNA from Grus americana (Whooping crane), 1934 nucleotides. RefSeq lists its product as uncharacterized. The transcript is spliced from 2 exons. Lineage: Eukaryota; Metazoa; Chordata; Aves; Gruiformes; Gruidae. Bases 472 to 1599 code for a protein of 375 amino acids. The record is from RefSeq and is a predicted model, not a curated record.